This is a messenger RNA of Aspergillus oryzae RIB40, 612 nucleotides long. RefSeq lists its product as uncharacterized. The coding region runs from base 1 to 612 and encodes 203 amino acids. The record is from RefSeq and is a predicted model, not a curated record. NCBI's taxonomy places the organism in Eukaryota, Fungi, Ascomycota, Eurotiomycetes, Eurotiales, Aspergillaceae. The transcript has a single exon.
AUGUUACUCACCCAAAGUCUCUUCUUCGCGUUCGCCUGCUGGCAAGCAACACCAGCACUUGCGGCAUCUCUUCCUCCAUCACAUCAGGAACUCGAUUAUACGCUCGAUCUCAACGUAACCGAAAACGAUCUCGCAGCACGAGACCUCGAGAGACGGAAAGAUCUUCCCAUCACAAUGUGCCCUAUCCUGCACAUCGGCGACUACCCGUACUGCCCUUACAGCAACGGCGAAGCAGCCAUAGAUGCAUGGCUCCCUAAAAUCGCAGAACAGAUCAAAGAAUUGUCAGAUUAUAACACAUGCACAAGAAUAUCCGGCGAGGAAGAGGAAUUCAAUUGGCGUUUCGAGUCCCAUACCGAGGACAGCCGGUGGUGCGAUACCAGCGCCAGUCUCGAGACCAUUCAAGGCGCCAUCAGAAAGACCAUGAGAGACAGGGCUUAUUGGAUAUGUGAGCAGGAGUGCUUCCGGAUGUCUCACGCUGGUUCCUGGCGUGGAUCGCUCCUUGUAGGGCGGAAGGACACCUGGGAUGAAAAGCAAUAUUGUGGGCCAUCGCUUUACGAUCUAAAGUUUGCUACGGGGGACAAAUGUAUCUCGGGGGGCAAAAAAGAUCUUUAG